This is a messenger RNA of Dunckerocampus dactyliophorus (ringed pipefish), 2616 nucleotides long. RefSeq names its product activating transcription factor 6 beta (gene atf6b). Gene Ontology annotation, cellular component: nucleus. Gene Ontology annotation, biological process: endoplasmic reticulum unfolded protein response; regulation of transcription by RNA polymerase II. The record is from RefSeq and is a predicted model, not a curated record. Bases 173 to 2203 code for a protein of 676 amino acids. Gene Ontology annotation, molecular function: RNA polymerase II cis-regulatory region sequence-specific DNA binding; DNA-binding transcription factor activity, RNA polymerase II-specific. The transcript has 17 exons. NCBI's taxonomy places the organism in Eukaryota, Metazoa, Chordata, Actinopteri, Syngnathiformes, Syngnathidae.
GGCGUAAACCCUAAAAGACGACAUUUCCUCGUUUGUUUCACGCACAGUUAAGAGCUAAAGGCAGGUAGCACAAAAAGAGUCGAUCUCAGAGCUAAAAUGAAAGUGGAUGAAAGAUUGUAAUAAAUUGAGAUGAAAAAGCCAUCUGUACGCUGUGCUAAAACCGUUCGAGACGAUGAGUACGGAUCUAUUAUCUGAUUUGGACAGUCGUUUCUUCGCUGAUAACCUCCUGACCAGCGAGGACUGGGAUGCUUGCUUGUUCCGCUGUGACAGCUUGGAGGAUGACCAUGACCACUUGGGCCUGGCGUCCAAGUACGACACGCCUUUCGACAACGACCUCGUGCUCACGCUGGAUGGUGCCAACCCCCCAUCGCCAUGGCAACACACGCCCAACAAUCUGCUCACAGGCGAUGGCGCCAGGAGUGAAAGUAGCACGGUGGCACCGAUGGAGAUGAUGUUCCAGGUGAAAGCCGAGCCGCCAUCCCCUGCAUCGUCACCGGAGGCUGACCGCUUGCCGUCAUCGCCCAUUCCUCAGCUCACAGUAAAAGGCGAAAACCCUCCCACGCCUCCCUGCAUGUUUGGAGACGUGAUGUCACCCCCACUGGGCGCCGUGGAGGUCACCGUGGCGGCCACCACCGCCUCGCCACCUCACACCACCGCAGAGAUGCAGACGGCGUUUACCACACAGCUGCCCGCCAUCAUGGCUGCCGUCCAAACGCAGGCUGCAGUACUUCCUGCCGUGCCCUCGCUGAAGACCAACGCCAUAAUUGGUGCCAAGCCUGCCAUACAGCCCCGCCCCCUGUGCGUGGCCACUCUGCCCGUCCCACAGACACCAACAACCCCCAAGACUCUUCUCCUGCAGGGCGUUCCCGUCAUGGAGCAUACGCGACCCGUGGUCUGCCUCACCUCGGCCCCCGCCAUCGUCAAAGUGGAGCCCAUCUCACCCACGGCUGCGCCUCCCAGCAAAGCCAUCGUCCCGGCUACGCCGUUGCUUAGCAACAACUGCAAUGACAUCGACAUGAAAGUUCUCAAGCGUCAGCAGAGGAUGAUCAAGAACCGUGAGUCGGCGUGCCAGUCCAGGAAGAAGAAGAAGGAGUACGUACAGAACCUGGAGGUCCAGUUGAGGAGAGCCCAGCAGGAGAAUGAGCAACUCCGCAAGGAAAACCAGGCGCUGAGGGAGAGACUGGCUGGGAAGGAGUGUGCUGAGCCUACGAGCAACAGGCGAGCCGUGUGCGUCAUGGCUGUUCUUCUUUUUGUCACCUUCAGCUUCGGACCUGUCAGCAUCAUGGACAGGAAGUUGGCAACAAGCUUCCAAGAUGGCAGCGGGUCAUUUACAGGUCGCCGGCUGCUGGAGAUGCGGCCGGCAACCCAACCAACCCGCCGGCCUUCCGCCAGACAGGAAGACAAAACACUCGCAGAGGACGACGGCGAGACGGAAAUGUUUGCAGCGGAAUCGUUUCAAUUCAGGAACUCCAGCAACAUCUUCAGCAACACCAAGGAACUCCUCCUCCAUGACCUGGAACGCUACUUUAACUCCGCCCACUGUCCGCAGUUCAACCGCUCUGAGUCGCUCAGGCUGGCGGCUGAGUUGCGAGGUUGGGUUCAUCGUCAUCAGAUCAACCACAAGAAGUCUGGUGGGAAAGCAAAGUUGGCCAAGAAAGCCAAGAUGACUCAGCGGGCUCAGCUGAGGAAGACCAACGUGUCGAGGUACCUUCCCAUCCAGACACAUCGCUCCAUUGAAAGUCAGCUGCAGGUUGUUCCCGGGCCGGAGGUGACCUACAGCGACUUCCUGGACGCCAUCGACCGCCGCGAGGACACCUUCUAUGUGGUGUCCUUCAGACGGGACCACCUGCUGCUUCCCGCCAUCAGCCACAACAAGACCCGUCGGCCCAAGAUGUCUCUGGUCAUGCCCGCCAUGUCGGUCAACGAGAGCCUCUACAACGCCUCACGCGGCUAUGAGAUGAUGAUGCAGGUGGACUGUGAGGUCAUGGACACCCGCACCGUCCACAUCAAGUCCUCGGCCGUACCCCGCUCCCUGCGUCACCCGCCCCCACCGGCCUCGUCGCACGCCCAAGCGCACCAUCACCAUGGCAACCACACCGUCCUUCGUGGGCAUCACCAGCGCCACCCCUCAUCAUCUUCACCAUCCUCACCCCCUCGCAGUCGUGAGGACAAAUAUCUCAUCAGCCAAUCAGAGGGCGUCUGAGGAAGCGUGGCCGUCUGAGGAGGCGUUGCUGUGGCGAUCCCAGCCGCUGACUUUUUUUUCUAGUUUUAUUUAAUGUUGUUAAUAGCAGCGUGUAAAUAUUCCCUUUUCUUUUUUAUCUUUAUGCAAGUAGAAGAAACACAGAAACAACGUUUUUUAGUCAAAGUUGAACUAAAAGAAAAAAAGUCCACGUCGGCCAUGUUGAGUUUGUUGUUUAACACAAAAGCUUCACGCCCUUCCACUUCACUUUGUCUCCUUUUAUAGCUGUUUGUGUGAAAAAAUGAAAGAAUGAAAACGAAAGAAUGUUUUUUUUUUUCUUGAAGCUCCACCACUAGAUAAACACACGAGUAACUUUUUUACACGUGACCAGGCUUUGUUGUACAAUAUGAAUUCAUCUAUUAAAAAUAUACAACCAA